Gongylonema pulchrum is the source of this 960-nucleotide messenger RNA. The record is from the annotation of a GenBank genome assembly. Lineage: Eukaryota; Metazoa; Nematoda; Chromadorea; Rhabditida; Gongylonematidae.
AUGACUUUAAAAAAUUUGCAGCGUGAGCAUGAUCGUUUAUGGAACGACAUUCAAACGAUCCAGAAUCAGUUCCGACCGAAACGACAAAGCGCUCCUCUUACCGAAACAAAUCCAAGCUCAUAUGUUGAAUUUCCUCGAGGUUUUAUACCAUUGCCACUCAAGAUGUACCAGGUGGUGGAAGAGGAUCAAGGCAUGCCUCCUGCUAUAAGUCCAGUGGAGCGAACAACGAAAACAACCGUUCCAUUUAUGAUAAACGAUCAUCGAAUUCCGUAUCAAGCCUCAUAUGUCGAGGCUAAAAACUUAGCCGGUGCAGAUAAAUUUCAUGCGAUGCAGGAAGAACUGGGAAGACUGGUUCAAGACGCUAGCUCAGUGAUGUUUCGAACUGAGCUAUUCGAUCCAAUGCAAUGCCAAGGACCUCCCGGACCACCAGGCUUGGACGGGACAGAUGGAGAGGAUGGCCAAGAUGGAAUUCCAGGCCUAGAUGGCGAUACUGUGCUACAGAUGAUAAUGAUGCCCAGUGAUCAAUGUCACAUAUGUCCACCUGGGCCAAUGGGAGCUCCUGGUGGUCAAGGACCUCAAGGACCUCCGGGAAAAAGAGGACCGCGAGGGGCACCGGGAGCGCGAGGACAGGAUGGGAAAAAAGUUGUUGUCGCUGGGCCACCGGGUGAUCCGGGACCUAUUGGAGUUCCAGGAGCAGUUGGUCCAGCCGGACCCUCCGGAAAUGAUAUUACUACAGGAAUCGGUGCACCGGGACCGAUGGGAUCAAAUGGACCGGAAGGAGAAGCAGGAGACGUAGGUCCGCCGGGGCAGCCAGGUCCCCAAGGUUUGCAAGGCCUUCCUGGUAAUGAUGCCGGCUACUGUUCUUGUCCAACGCGACUGAGAAAUCAGAUAAGCGAUCCAGAAGUUUUUUAUGGACCACCUGCUUAUCCGAUGCCGCCGGUUAGUAGCAAAAUACACUAG